AUGGCUUCUCAUAAAACUUUCAGGAUUAAAAGAAUACUGGCCAAGAAAGAAAAGAAACAAUUAUUUGUCCCAUUCCCCCAAUGGAUUCAAGUGAAAACUGGUAAUAAAAUCAGAUACAACUUCAAGAGAAGACACUGGAGAAAAACCAAGCUGAAAAGUCUGGAGGGCAGAAAGGUAAAACCAUUGCCAAUUGGAGAUCAAUCCAAAUUUCAGUUAAAGCACCCCAAAAUUAUGAUGUAA
This is a messenger RNA of Chrysochloris asiatica (Cape golden mole), 240 nucleotides long. Its product is annotated as 60S ribosomal protein L39-like. NCBI's taxonomy places the organism in Eukaryota, Metazoa, Chordata, Mammalia, Afrosoricida, Chrysochloridae. The coding region runs from base 1 to 240 and encodes 79 amino acids. Gene Ontology annotation, molecular function: structural constituent of ribosome. The record is from RefSeq and is a predicted model, not a curated record. The transcript has 2 exons. Gene Ontology annotation, biological process: translation. Gene Ontology annotation, cellular component: cytosolic large ribosomal subunit; ribosome.